AUGACCGAGGCGGCAGAUACAACACCACAUUCCACACCGGCCGCAGUUGGUGAAGAAGCGCCCGAGUCAGAGUGGAAACAUCCCGUCUACGGUCCCACUGACAAGUACACGCCGGGCAUCGCCCCUAUCAAACCGGAAUACAUUCUAGCCAGACCCACCUCUUCCAUCGACACCGUUCCCAUCAAGCAAGUUGACGACGACGCAGCCGAACGCUCAACCAACCCCGCCACCUCCAGCAGUACCACCUUAAACGGCGAACCCCCUAAAAAGCUCAAGGGAGCAGCACGCAAGCGCGCACGUCGCGAGGAAGCCGCUGCGCUCGCCGCCGCUCAGCGGGCCGAGAAAAAGUCCAAAGCGCACGAUGGUGAGGCUGUGAAGAAAGGCGGUCAGAACAAAGCGAGGCAGUUCACCUCGCUCAAAGAUGGCAAAGGGCAGUGUCAUGGAUUUCUAUCAAAAGGCGAGGACGGGUGCAAGUUUGCAAAGACCGGCGGGUGCAGAUUCAGUCAUGAUCUGGUUGGAUAUCUGCAAAGUAAGGAUCGAGAUCUGUUUUUGCCUCCGACGCCGUAUGCGGAGCUGCAAGAGAUGACGAGGGAACAGAAGCAGAGUUGGUUGGAGGAGAGGUACUCGUUGACGCUUCUUCCUGUUCCAGUCGCAGGCAAGGGGAGCGAAGCAGGAAGAGAGGCGCAAACGUUCGUCCGUGCGAACUCUUCAGCUGCCGGGUCUGCUGCUUCCAAGGUGCCGACCUCGACAGAUCCCGCACACGCCAGUCUGGACUGGACCACCUCAUGCCCCAUCUUCGACCUCAAAGGCUUCUGCACAAUGGGCUGGAAGUGUCGCUUCCUCGGAGCGCACGUCCGUCUCGUCGGUCCCUCUUCGCUCCUGGAUCCAGAGAACGCCACCGGUUUCGCACGAUCUGGUCUGGAACUCGUCACGGAUCAAGUGAAAGUGGAUGCGUGGAGGGCGAGGUCUCGCGCGUUUGUUCUGCCAGAUGCCGGGGAGAAGAAGGAAGCUCUGGAUCAGGAAGAAUUGAAUCACGGCUCGAGCGCCGGGAUGAAGGCGAUGCGUGUACGCAAGUAUCCGCUGCCCAAGACCAAAGCGGUGCUGCAGUAUUUGGAGAAGGAAGCAAAGGAGCUGGCACAGGUGGACCCGCAAGGUGGGACGGCGGGGAGAGGGCCAAUUCCUGCGCAGGUCGUGGAUGAAGCUGUAGCGGCGGCCGCUGCUGCUGCUGCCGCUGCACAGGCAUCUGGCGCCAGCAACGGCGCUGCAGCGACGGCCACUGAACACGGUGAUGACCUGGAAGAAAUGGAGAACGCUCUUCGCAACGCUUCGGCCGCCGCCACCGCCGCCAGAGCGGCCGAAGCAGCCACCACAUCCACGUCGAUCGACUUGGCCCGCAUCCGCCCGACCGAAAAACGCCGUCUUAACUGGAAAGGCGAGCUGUACCUCGCCCCGCUUACCACCACAGGCAACUUACCGUUCCGUCGCAUCUGCACGUCGUUCGGCUCGGACAUUCACUGUGGCGAGAUGGGCCUCGCCGAGUCGUUCCUGCACGGCAAUGCGUCCGAAUGGUCGCUCGUACGCCGGCACGAGUCGGAGCGAAUCUUUGGGACGCAGCUGUGUGGCGGUAAACCGGAUCUGUUGGUGCCCGUGGCGGAAGCGCUGAAGGCCGAGGUCGGGGACGGGUUGGAUUUUGUGGACAUCAACUGUGGGUGUCCGAUUGAUCUCGUGUACAACAAAGGCGCGGGGUCGGCGCUUCUAGAUCACCCUUCCAAGCUCAGCAAGAUCGUGCGCGGGAUGAACGCCGUACUAGGCGAUACACCUCUCACAAUCAAAUUGCGCACGGGUACGGGCCCGAAGCUGACGACGCACAAGCUCUUCGCGCGCGCUCAGACCGAAUGGGGAGCCGCUGCUGCGACCUUGCACGGACGAAGCCGCAAGCAGCGCUACAAGAACGAUGCGGACUGGAGCCGGAUCGCCUUCUGCGCGAACACGCUGCGCGAGUCGGUGCGCGAAUGGAACGAGGACCCGCUGCACGCGGACGAGCCUGAGAUGGUGCCCAUCCCCGUGUACGGCAACGGCGACGUGUAUUCGUGGCAGGACUACUACGAGCGGUUAGAGCGCACGGGUGUCGACGGAGAGAUGAUUGCACGCGGCGCGCUGAUCAAGCCGUGGCUUUUUACAGAGAUCAAGGAGCGCCGCGAUUGGGACAUUUCCUCUCGCGAGCGGCUCGACAUGAUGCGAGACUUUGCUUCCUACGGCUUGACGCAUUGGGGCAGCGACACGCACGGUGUCAACACCACCCGCAGAUUCAUGUGCGAGAUGAUGAGCUUCACCCACAGGUACGUCCCCACGGGCCUGUUGGAGUUUUUGCCCGCCAGGCUCAACGACAGGCCGCCGCUGUUCAGGGGCAGAGACGAGCUCGAGACGCUCUUGGCGAGCAGUAAGGCCGAGGACUGGGUCAAGGUCAGUGAGAUGUUCUUGGGCAAAGCGCCGGAAGAAUGGAGUUUUACGCCGAAGCACAAGAGUAGUAGCUACUCGUCCCCUGAAGGGGACGUCACCGAGCAGCAGGGCUGA
This is a messenger RNA of Sporisorium graminicola, 2574 nucleotides long. RefSeq lists its product as uncharacterized. The record is from RefSeq and is a predicted model, not a curated record. Bases 1 to 2574 code for a protein of 857 amino acids. NCBI's taxonomy places the organism in Eukaryota, Fungi, Basidiomycota, Ustilaginomycetes, Ustilaginales, Ustilaginaceae. The transcript has a single exon. Gene Ontology annotation, molecular function: tRNA dihydrouridine synthase activity; RNA binding; flavin adenine dinucleotide binding. Gene Ontology annotation, biological process: tRNA processing.